Somion occarium is the source of this 1802-nucleotide messenger RNA. Lineage: Eukaryota; Fungi; Basidiomycota; Agaricomycetes; Polyporales; Cerrenaceae. The record is from the annotation of a GenBank genome assembly.
GGCAGCCUCCUCCCAUGAAGCCCCGCCGUAACCCUCCUCUUCCUCCUCUCUUGUCUGGAUUACUUAGGACUCUUGCGACCCCCUGGUAACUGCGUCGUGGCCAUCUUGUUUAUUUCUCUGGCUCGCUAGGUCCUUGCCUUGUUCAGUCUUUCUCUUCUGCGAUAUGUCCCUCUAUCGGGCUAUUCAGGAUGCGGUCGAUCUUGCCAUCCAUCGACACCAGUUCCAGAUGACACUACCACCCCUCGACGACGACGCUUUACGACAAAUCCUGUACCACGAUUACGCCAACGCAGACGUCGAGAAUGAUCGCCUCGAAUUUCUUGGAGAUGCUAUGAUGCAUGCAACGAUUGGUCGUCUGCUCUAUUGUCAUCUUCCGAGAGGAUAUCCAUACUUAUACACCAAAUGUGCUCACGCUUUGUGGUCUAAUGAAACGUUCUGCAAACUUGCGGAAACUCUGGAUAUCUACACGUUUAGCCCAGAUGUACUCUAUGCACUCGACAGGAGGACCUUUGGGACUGGUGGUAUCUUAUACAAGGACCAUAGUCAGAUAAAGCACACUGCAGAUCUCUUCGAAACUAUUCUGGGUGCCUAUUAUCUGCAGUCUGGUUUUGAGGCGUUCUACUCUUGGGUGGAAAGAACCUUCAUACCUCUAAUUUACAUGGCAGAGGAUGCUUACUGGAGAAACUUCCAUCUUGCCUAUCCUAGAAAUCCCUACAAGGACCGGGCUUACAUUGCUUAUGGUCGAGUAAUGGAGCGAUACAGGUCUAUAUCUCCGUUACCUCGUCCGGCGCAUCACCAUGCACCUAAUAGGAGGUCUUCCGAGCCAUUCUUCAUUGAACGUGCGCUAUGCUAUCCGGACAACAUUAUCACUGCGCAAGCCCAAGCUAAAGCAACCGUGAUAGAUCUAACGAGUCCAGGUCCGGGUCCAAGUCCGAAUCACAGCAUUGGGACCUCAUCUUCACAAACUACCUUAGUUGCUUCUCCCACACCUACCAAGCCUUCUUUCAAACCAACUUGUAUUGACUUGACAAUGGUUGAAGACACACUUACCCCUCGUCGCUUGACAAAGCGAGAUACACGAUCUGCUGCCCCCAGUCCCGAGCCUAUCAGGAAACGACGGCGCCGGUGCAAGAAUCUUCAAAGCAUUGAUAAGAAAAUCUCUCGUGCUCGUGACCCGACGCGGUUGAAUCUGGAACUAAUGCAAGUCUCCGAUUUGGAAAGUGAUGACGAGAUGGAGGUGUGUUCUCCCAACCUUGGCGAGAGCAUUCCUAGGUAUUUUCUACGUCCUCCUACGCCCUCUUCAGCAUACUGCUUUCAGGAUAUGCCCGGUCAACUUAUGAUUCUCGAUUGAUGCUUCAUCUCAACGCUCUUGCCGCUUCGUCCAUGUGGAUUUACGUGGGAGUUCGGGGGAGCAGUUUAGCUCAUUUUUAUUCCCUCUACACAUCUGGGUCUCGACUUCUUUGCCUUUCUCCCUGAUUGGAUUUCUUUUUGACAUUUCUAUGACUUUUAUGUACUAUGACUAUGACUCAAUAUCUCUACCCAUAUGCCAAUCUUGAUUGUCUGUCACCUCUCAUCUUCUUGCAGUUAGUACAAGUAAAUUGUGAACUAGCGAUCACGUGGAAGACGCGAGGCCGAACGCGCUAGCGAGCCACACGCGACGCGACUGCUUCUUCAACCACUUAAAGUACAACACUCUCAAGCUCUUCGAAACUGUAUUCUUCCUCUGUACUUUCAUUGUAACUUGUUUUUAUGGCACCUACAAAGCAAGCUCCAACACGACAGGCUAUCACGCUCAAAGGAUC